AUGUCUCCACAACUCUCCAAAAUGACCAACAAAGUUAUCCACUUUUCGACCAUUAUCAAUCCAAAGAAUCAGUCUGAUGAAUGCGACAGUAUGCCGUGGCAGCGUGUCCUCCUUACAAUGUGUUUUUUGGGCAGGCUCCCAAGGGAGGCAGUUCAAGGGAGCAAUAUUCCUGUCCAUGUUUCAGUUUCUAUUGCUGAAGAAUAUGGGCCAUUUACCUCCCCAGUGAUGGAAGCUAUAUCAGUGGAUCUUUGCCCUACUCGUCCUAAUUCACCAUUGAUGGACGAUUCAAUUCCCAGUCAAGUCAACAACGAUUUUUCUUCCCAAGAGGAUGUCACUAUUGCAUUCCUCCCACUUCAAGGAACCUUCAACCACAAUAAUCCGAUGGACUGGGCCGCGCUAUCAAAGGAGAUCGAAGGAUGGUUGGUGACCGAAGUAGACAUCAGGUCUCAAUUGUGGACAUGGGGAUGUGAUGCUUUUUGGCUCACGUUUGUCGCAGCAUACCCUCUAUUUCCCAGAGGCAAAUGGCUGAUGUGGGACCCUUGCAUUCCUGUGGAGGGGACAUUUAUUAAGGAGUGGUUGGAGCGGUCAAGUGAUAUCGAUGCCAUAAAAUUAGGGGGCGAUCAUUCUCUCCUGGCUUUGCUUGGUGACAUAUGGGCUGAAUUCAACAGACAUACUGCGCUUUAUUACCCUUUCCCUCUCAUCGAUGUCAACUAA
This is a messenger RNA of Suillus subalutaceus, 714 nucleotides long. RefSeq lists its product as uncharacterized. Bases 1 to 714 code for a protein of 237 amino acids. The transcript is spliced from 3 exons. NCBI's taxonomy places the organism in Eukaryota, Fungi, Basidiomycota, Agaricomycetes, Boletales, Suillaceae. The record is from RefSeq and is a predicted model, not a curated record.